CAGUGGAGAAGUUGUGAUGGUGUCUUUCAGGUGGGUGUUUUUUAGGUAAUGGUUGAUAAGAGAACUGUGAGUUUCACAGUCAUACUUGGUUGAACAAAGGUAAAGUACCCUUUAACUUUAUAAGAAGAGGUGAGUAGGCAUUCUGGUCAUUUUAGCUUCUGCCUUCAUGCAAUAUUUGUUGUAAAGAAAGCUAGCUGGUUUCAUACCUUUAAAGCCAGCGUUGUGCAUAAGCACCUGCAACAAGGGAAAGAGGAGCAUCAUUCCAAAGAAAAAGAAAAAGAAAGAAAGAAGGCAAGAGGUAAACUCCAAGGAAGAGAAGAAGGGGUCUGGGAGGAAGCAAUGACAACCCAAAAACAGAUAUGGGAGCAGCAACAACCGCAGAUGCAGAAGAUGAAGAAUUCUGGAAACGUUAGUUGCAUUGGGAGCCCAACAAAGGAAGACAGAGAAGAGGACAUGUCGAGAUCGGCGCUGUCCGCGUUCAGGGCAAAGGAAGAAGAGAUAGAAAGGAAGAAGAUGGAGGUCAGGGACAGGGUUCAGGCUCAAUUGGGUCGCGUAGAAGUAGCAACUAAACGGUUGGCUGAUAUUCGGGAAGAGCUUGAUGCUCUCACAGAUCCGAUGAGGAAAGAAGUUGCACUGGUUCGUAAGAAGAUUGAUAUAGUUAACAAAGAGUUAAAGCCACUGGGGCAAAGCUGCCAGAAGAAGGAGAAGGAAUACAAAGAUGCCCUUGAGGCUUUCAAUGACAAGAACAGGGAAAAAACUCAACUACUUGCCAAACUAAAGGAGCUGGUCAGUGAAAGUGAGAAACAGAGGAUGAAGAAGCUGGAGGAGCUAAACAAAAACAUAGAUGCCCUGCAGUAAGAUGAGCCAACGCACCAAUAAUGAUAUCCCGCAGGCUGCAUACAAAGUUGGACAGAAUGCUGAAAAGAAGGAUAGCAUUCAAGUUUCAUCUAUCCGGGAACUAGAAGACAGUGCCAUCUGAAAGUUUUGUCAGUGCUAUUCUACCAAAGGAAGCACAUCCCAGCGUGCACCAUUUUGAAUAAGAAUUUUAUGCUUACUAGCCUUAGAAUGCCAUACAUAUAACUGAAAAUCAUGGCAUUGAAUAAUUACCAGAUGACAAGCAAGCAGGGAAGAGGAUGAAACGAAUCCAAAGAAACGUAUGUGUGUAUUUUGGGCGCCUGUUGUGGGGAUUGGGAGGCAUGGUUCUACAGGUUUUGCAACUUCUAGUCCGAGGCAUGGAACUACUGAAAAAAAGAAAAAGAGUUUUUGAGGAAGGAUAAUCCUUUUGUUUUAGAGUUUCUAUGUUGCGUUCUUCAAGGAAGGUUAGAUUGGUGAAACGUGCUGUAGGCCCUGGAAGGAUGACUGCCAACAUGUUUGAAUACAUUUCAAGACUCUCACCAGAAUAGCUUUGCAGGUUUAGAAAUAUGUGGUUUCUUAAGAUUUAAUGAAAUCACAAUAAUAAUGGAGUGGCACUGAAAGUCUACGCAAUUCCUAGUCUGACAAAAUGCUAAUGAAACUUGAGAUAAAAUGCUGUUA
Malania oleifera is the source of this 1533-nucleotide messenger RNA. RefSeq lists its product as uncharacterized. The transcript is spliced from 5 exons. The record is from RefSeq and is a predicted model, not a curated record. NCBI's taxonomy places the organism in Eukaryota, Viridiplantae, Streptophyta, Magnoliopsida, Santalales, Ximeniaceae. Bases 340 to 858 code for a protein of 172 amino acids.